UUACUUUUAAUUUAGAAAUAUCUUUUCCUUUUGUCUCCUACCUAAACUCAAAAACCAGAGACUAUAAAAGAGUGCGAUUGUUUAACAAGUUUGUAUCACACUCCAAAAUGGACUGCACUGCGUUUUCUUCUACUUAUUCUUCGUCAAAUUCUAGGGUUUUCAAUUCAAUCACUCAGCUCUCAAGCUUAACACCUCAGUUCCCUAAAUCAAUACGUUACAAUUCUUCGCUUCGUGUUUCUGAUUUCUCAUGCAAAUCUACCUUUCAGAGACUCACUGCUCGUGCUAAGAUGGCUGUUACUGCGGCAACUGGAAAUUCCAAGGCGUUAUCCCCCUUGGAUGGACGGUAUUACGAUAAAGUGGACGAGCUGUCUCCUUAUUUAAGUGAAUAUGCGCUGAUGUAUUAUAGAGUUCUUGUGGAGGUCAAAUGGCUGUUGAAGCUUUCACAAAUUCCUGAAGUCACUCAAGUUCCCAACUUCACAGAAGAAGCUCAGUCUUAUUUGCAAGGAUUGGUUGACGGGUUUAGCGAGGACGACUUCUUGGAAAUUAAAAACAUUGAGGCUGUGACAAACCAUGAUGUAAAAGCAGUUGAAUACUUCUUGAAAAAGAAAUGCCAAGUACAUCCAGAGAUAGCUAAGGUGCGUGAAUUUUUCCACUUCGCUUGCACAUCUGAGGAUAUCAACAACCUUGCCCAUGGUUUGAUGCUGAAAGAUUCAUUGAACAAGGUCAUGUUUCCUGUCAUGGAUGAAUUAAUUGAAGCAAUAUGUAACAUGGCUGAAGAAUAUGCUUCCAUUCCAAUGCUUUCUAUCACUCAUGGACAGACAGCUUCUCCUACAACUAUGGGAAAGGCAAUGACAAUUUUUGCUGCUAGGUUAAGCCAACGACGGAAGAAAAUUGCUAUAGUUGAGAUAGAGGGAAAAUUUGCUGGUUCAGUUGGAAAUUAUAAUGCACAUUUUGCUGCAUAUCCUGAAGUUAAUUGGCCUUUGAUUGCCAAAGAGUUUGUGGAAUCGCUAGGGUUGUGCUUUAAUCCAUAUGUCGAUCAGAUUGAACCGCACGACUAUAUGGCAGAACUUUUUUAUGCAAUUGUCAUUUUUAACACUAUCAUGAUUGGUUUUGAUAAAGACUUAUGGACAUAUAUAUCCUUAUCCUGCUUUAAGCAGAUAACUAAAGCUGGUGAGAUUGGGUCUUCAACUAUGCCUCACAAAGUAAAUCCUAUAGAUUUUGAAAAUAGUGAAGGUAACCUUGGAGUCGCCAAUGCAAAUUUGUGUCAUCUCGCUCAGAAGUUGCCCAUUUCACGUUUGCAGCGUGACUUGACUGAUUCAACUGCUUUGAGGACUAUGGCCUAUGGUUUUGGACAUUCUCUUUUAGCCUACAAAAGUGCAUUGAAGGGAAUAGGAAAGCUACAGGUGAAUGAAAGUCGCUUGAGUGAAGACUUGAAUGAUUCAUGGGAGGUGCUUGCGGAAGCAAUACAAAUGGUUAUGCGGAAAUAUGGCGUUCCAGAGCCUUACGAGAAGCUGAAAGACCUGACGAGGGGAAGAGCUGUUACCAAAGAAAUUUUAAGAGAAUUCAUCGAAAGCUUGGAAUUGUCAGAAGAAACAAAAGCCUAUCUUUUGGAGCUGACUCCACGUAGCUACGUUGGAGCAGCCGAGAGCAUCACCAUGAAUUUUAUAAACGGGAGGAAAGCUCUGUGAAGCAAUGGUUACAAGUUGCCCAGAGAACCGGGUAGAUUGCGUUAAAAGAAAAUUAUUGAAACAGAUCACAUGACAUUUUAGGUAGCGACACAUUUCUGGUCUCAAACUCGAUUUUUUUACUGGUCGUAGUCAAAGAUAGUCUUCAAGAGGGGUGAAUUUUUGUGAAACGAUAAUUUUUUUGUUAGCUUUAUAAUCAAUGCUGGGAUUUUGUUUUAUA
This is a messenger RNA of Mercurialis annua (annual mercury), 1905 nucleotides long. RefSeq lists its product as uncharacterized. The transcript is spliced from 10 exons. The coding region runs from base 108 to 1688 and encodes 526 amino acids. Gene Ontology annotation, molecular function: N6-(1,2-dicarboxyethyl)AMP AMP-lyase (fumarate-forming) activity. The record is from RefSeq and is a predicted model, not a curated record. Lineage: Eukaryota; Viridiplantae; Streptophyta; Magnoliopsida; Malpighiales; Euphorbiaceae. Gene Ontology annotation, biological process: IMP biosynthetic process.